UUUGAACGUCAAACAAUACAAAAAUAAAAAGUGACACGAAUUUUGAGGAUCGGAUCGAAAAGAAUGUUUCCUAUAGUUCCUCAAAAUUUUGAAAUAAGAAACCAUAGUUUUUCGAGUCCGGAGUUGAUUACGAGUUUUGUGACAGGCUCUUCGAAACUUUUGGUACCAGGAAAAGUCACAGCUUCGGCCACCAUUCCUCAAGGAGCUGUUUCGGCGCCCAUAGAGCCUGUGCAAUUGGUUGGACCGUCAGACGUCGUUCAGAUUUCUGCUCAGCCUAAUUCUCUGGGUACAAUCGACCUCGAAAAAAACUCGAAAGAAAUAUGGUCUGAUGAAAUUCACUGGGUUCGAGCUUUACGCCUUUCUGACGACUGUCACAGUUAUAACAUUCAGCUGCGUUUCCAACCAAAUCAACGACCAGGAACUAGCUUCAGCAAAAGUGUUUCAGCAUCAAAAUUAGUACUUCAGGCUGUGAGACCCAUCGAAACGGGUCAAGAAUUACUUUUGUGGUUUUCGGAAGAUAUAUUAGCAAUGCUGCAAAUCGCUUUUUUGACGCCAUCUAAUAUACAAGGACAAAAGAAAUAUGUUUGUACGAAAUGCUCCGCUCUUUACGAAUCGCCAAAUCCCUUAAAACUCCACAUUUCGCUGGGAUGUGGUCGGUACACCGUCACUUCACUUUGGGAGAGAUUAUCGAACGCAAUCCGCGAAAACGCUCUACAAAGCGUCACAAAACAAGACAUUUUUGAUUUUAAAUUAUCGCCAGAACCGCAAAUAAUGAGGCAAAGAAACGCAAUGGACCUCUCGAUGUCCAACUCGAAGCAAGAAGCUAGUCAAAAGGAUAUCUACCGGCCAUACAACAGUGAAACCUCCGCCUUCAGGCCCUUUAAAAAAUACCAAGACGAUGGUUUUACGCACAGAGAAAAUCUCCUGGUCCCGAUCAUGGACAAUGUGCAGAUCUGGCCUCUGGCGCCGUUUGAGCAGAACAGUUUCCACUUGCAACACACCCCUAGCGAGGACGAGGCCCACAUCGAGACCCUGGUCAGCAGCUUGGGCAAAUCGAAGCAAGGCCACAUUUGCCUCUAUUGCGGAAAAUGCUACUCGCGGAAGUACGGCUUGAAGAUCCACAUCAGGACGCACACGGGGUAUAAGCCGCUGAAAUGCAAGUUUUGCAUGAGGCCGUUUGGGGAUCCCAGCAAUUUGAAUAAGCAUGUGCGGCUGCACGCUGAGGGGAACACCCCGUACAAGUGCGAUUUGUGCGGGAAGAUAUUGGUCAGACGGCGCGAUCUGGACAGACAUUUGAAGUCAAGACACAUGAUUGAGAUGCAUCCAGGAUUGAAUAUUUUACAGGAGGACUCGAAUCCGGAUGAGAAUGUUAAGGGCGAAGGCGAGAUACCCAAUAGUUGAGUUGCUUUUUGUAUAGUGCGAUUUUUUAUGGAUAUUUUCACUUUUUAAAGAUUAUUAUAUUAAUAAAAUUAUUUUUGUAAAC
Molecule: messenger RNA, 1483 nt
Organism: Tribolium castaneum (red flour beetle)
Lineage: Eukaryota; Metazoa; Arthropoda; Insecta; Coleoptera; Tenebrionidae
Gene: Prdm13
Product: PR/SET domain 13
Exons: 4
Coding region: 64-1401 (445 amino acids)
Biological process (GO): regulation of gene expression
Cellular component (GO): nucleus
Source: RefSeq, a predicted model, not a curated record